AAAUUUCACCAUCGUUUUAAAAUUAAAUUGAAAAGAUAGCAGUUGAAAUGGAUUCUAAUUUUUAGCAGACAGAAUAUCCACAAUAUAACAAACAUUAUGAGAAAUAUACCAAUUGUAGCUGAAUUUGUUCCGUAUAAACAUUUCGUCGAAGAAGAAUCCGGAAGAUUGCAUUGUCAGCAAAACACAGAGGCGUCGUCUUGAGAGAAACUGUUUGUCUGUGCAAAUCGUCGAUAAGUGGUUAUCUAGUAUAAAUUCAGCAAUGUCAAGCUCCAAAUACAUUUCAGAUACCUUCAAAUACGUAAAGCGGCCAUUGGCAAAUCAAGUGUUUCAGCGAUCUGAGCAUGGUCCAAUCCCUUCAUCAAGUAAAGCAGAUGCCAAUGUGCCUAUCAAUCUCCAUGGGAAAAGUGAAAAAGAUUUCCUCCGUGAAUUUGACAUGAAUCUUGAAUUUGGACCCUGCAUUGGUAUCAGUCGCCUUGAGAGAUGGGAGAGAGCACAGAAGCAUGGCCUUGAGCCUCCUCUGGAGGUCAAGGAACUGCUGACCAGACACCAGGAUGAUCCUAGGUAUACACAAUGUGUCUGGAAUGAUUAUGUGAUCUGAUACACUGUGUAUGGACUGAGGUUGUGUACUUUUCAACAGUGAUGCCACAUUGAGCUUUGGAGACUCAAUAGUUCAGGAAGGGACCAAGUAAUGUGUUCAAAUUGAGCCGAAGGAGUGACAAUGUUUGUUGAUGUGUACAUGAUGUGAAGAAGGUUCAUGGCUGAAUCAAGACUUGGUUGGUCUAUUGCCUCCAUAGACCAUUUGAAAGCCAAUACAGACACUUUUAUUUGAGAAACAGUUAAUGUAACAAGAUGAAAAAUAGAAUUAUGCACCUUUAUUUUAUAUUUUAAGUUUAUAAAACUCUUAAAUCUAAUAAACAGUAAUAAGGAAAGACAUCAGCAGAAAUUUAGGUAACAAUGUUACGUAAUCCAAUGUUGAACUGAGUUGUCAUAGCACUAGUAUCUAAUGGCCUACUGAGUGGUGUCAUCAGACAAUAACACAAUCACCUAAGUUUUUAAGCUUUUGAGUAUUUCAAAUGUUUUAUAGUGCUUUGGGUAAAUUACAGCUGACAUACAUCGAUAUGUAUAUUUAUUAUGCAAUAAUAAUAUUUUAAUACAUCAUAGAUAGAUAUAUAUACUGUAGAAGAUGAUUGAUACAGUAAAACAAGUGUAUAACUAUAUAGGGGACCAAAGUAAUAAGUAGGUGUGGAUAGACAGGUUUAUUAUACAAUGUACAAUAAUCUUAUAUUUUAAAACAUCAUAGAUAUAUAUACUGUAGAAGAUGAUUGAUACAGUGAAACAUGUUUAUAACUAUCGGGGACCUAAGUAUUUAUUUUAAUAACUGUAGGCGCAAUUUGUAAUAGUGUUUGGUUUAUGAUGUAAUUCUUUGUCUGGAACUAAAUAUCUUUUCAUAAUUCAUCAGCAUAUUUUACUGUAUUCAGUAUUUCUGUCAUUUUAUAAUAUUUUUUCAUCUAUACAAUUUGUUAAAUUAUACAAAAAUCUGUCAUUUUCAUGAAUGGUUGCUUAUCAUUUCAUAAUAUAAAAUACCCAUGUAUACUCAGUAUUCCCUGAUUAAAUAUUGUUGUAUGUUAUAUGUUUAAAAAUCGAUCAUGCUUUCAAUACAAUGUCUGUAUAAGCAAAUAAAAAUGAGGCGGUACUAUGAAACAACACUUAGAAAGCAGAAAUUUGUUACAUGUACUAAUAAUUCAGAAAAAAGAGCGCUGUGUGAGUGUUAAGUAAAUGCAUACAUGUAUAUAACAUAAACAUAUGUGUUAUAGGAUCAAAACAAUUCUUUGAAUGAUGGUAUUUUUUAUUUGAAACCAAAGCAGCAGAUUCUUCUGAAUGAGUUGCUCAAUUUUAUUGUAGAUUUUAUGUUUUCUUUGUUUACGUGUCUGGACAACAUCCACUUGAAGUUACAUGGCAAAUUUGCCAAGUAACUUCAAGUGAAUGUUGUCCAGUCAUCUUUUUACUUAAUAUCCAUUACCCCCUGGACUGGACUAUCAAAUUCCAUAGGAAUCCGUCCCUUGGAGGCUCUGCACCAAUACGAACAUUCAUUCACGGACGUUGGAUCUCCCACCUCCAGUAUUUAGUUCACGUGAUACAUUUUAUAUGACUAAAACUAUCAUUUAAUGUUUGUAAUAUCACCAGUUUGUGUAGCCAUAUUGUUUUAUAUAUAUUAUUGUUUAUGUGUUCUAUAUUUAAUAAGUAUGAUGUAGAUAAUAUUUUAUAUUUUAACCAUAAAGACAAAUCAAAACCAAAGGUCCAGAUUAUCUUUUAUUAUAUGAUCUAUGGGCAAUGUGUAAAGAUAGCUGUAGAUUUCCAAUUUUAAUUGUUAAGGAUUUUUAAUCAUAAAAAAACCCAAAUCUGAAUGCACGAAACAUCAAACCUUUGACGGAAAUUAACAUAUAAUACAGUGCACAUAAUUGUUGUGCAUUUAUGAGGCCAAAUUGAUUUCCAAGGGUUUCUUGUCAUUCCUAUUGUAAGAUAUUUACCAUUUUAUCAAUAUUUUAACAUUUAUGACCUUUUAGUGUUGAGAUCACUUCAGUUGUAUAAAUUAUCAGAUUAGGCUGUCACUUUAUAAAAUGUGAAUAAUUCAUAGUUAUUGUCUUAAAUAUUAAAAACAUCAGAAUUGAAGAGAUUGAUUGAGUUACUGUCAAGCGUUAACCGGUGAUUCUUACAAUGAAAAGAGUAUCAUGACCCUGUGUUUCUAAAUCCAGAACAGAUCUUGAUACUUUGUAGCUAAAUAUGUUGGCAUUGUGUAUCAAAUAAUUGUCAUAAACGGUGGAAGAUCUAGACUGCUUGGGUUCCAUCUAGAAGAAAUGUGUCCUAAGAUAAAAGUUACAAUGCAUGCCUCGUGUUAUGUUAUAUAACAAUUGAAGGGAUUUCAAUUUGGUCAAUACAAUUCAAUUUCACCAAACAUUCAUAAAUAAUAAAAUUUCUCUUGAUUAUCUCCCUUUGAUGUCUGCUCAUGAAGACACCAUUGAACCUCCUUUUUCAUUUGUCAAAUUUGUAGGGAGGUCAUGGUGUCCCUCCUUUUGUUUUGAUUUCUCUUUAGUUACUGUAAUUGUCUUUCACAUUGACUUUGAGUAUCAGUAAGUUAUUUUAGAGUGAAGCAAUAAUGUUUUUGAUAUGAUUUUUGUUUGGUAAUUAGAAUGCCAUAUUAAAGAUGACGUUCACUGAUUGUAUUGUUGUUUUAGACAUCUUUCUCUGUUUUUCACUGUUUGUUAUUUUGAAAAUAAA
Messenger RNA from Mizuhopecten yessoensis (Yesso scallop), 3276 nucleotides. RefSeq names its product DNA polymerase delta subunit 4-like. Gene Ontology annotation, cellular component: delta DNA polymerase complex. The coding region runs from base 260 to 598 and encodes 112 amino acids. Lineage: Eukaryota; Metazoa; Mollusca; Bivalvia; Pectinida; Pectinidae. Gene Ontology annotation, molecular function: DNA-directed DNA polymerase activity. Gene Ontology annotation, biological process: DNA synthesis involved in DNA repair; DNA-templated DNA replication. The transcript has 4 exons. The record is from RefSeq and is a predicted model, not a curated record.